CUGUCCCUCAGUCGGUCGGGAUUUCGGAACCUCACGGGAGAGGGUUUUCGUGGAUAAACCGACACAUUUUGGGAGGAGAUACCGAGUCAUAUGGUCACAUAAACGCGAAAACGAGCUGCUUUAUCCCGUAUUUCACCAUGGAAACUGAACUAUGAGGUGUUGUGUCGUGCAGAAGACUGAGUGAACCAUGGCGCAGUUCCCCACUUCAUUCACAGGUCCAGAUGUGUUUCUGAUCUCAGUGGAUGAGAGAGCCAAACAUGAUCAGCAGUUUCUCAGCCUCUCCCCCACCGCCGGCGGUUACAUCACAGGCGACCAAGCCAGGAACUUCUUCCUCCAAUCAGGCCUGCCUCCUCCCAUCCUGGCCCAAAUCUGGGCUCUGGCUGAUAUGAACAGUGAUGGCCGUAUGGACAUCCACGAGUUCUCCAUCGCCAUGAAACUCAUCAAACUGAAACUCCAGGGUCACCCGCUCCCCCCCGCACUUCCUCCCAGUAUGAUACAACCUCCGCUGACGCUACCCCCACAGGGCGGCUUCGGCAUGCCUCCCCUCUCAGCCGUGCCUCCUCUCCCCCUGCCGCCUCUCCCGGUCGGGGUGUCUCCCCCACUGGUCUCGUCCAUCCCGCCUCCCCUCCCCCCACCCAUCGCCAAUGGAGCCCCUCCCACAGGCAUGAUGCAGCCCAUCUCAGGCUUCCCCCUCCCAGCGCCCUCUGUCAACAAGUCGGCGUCUUGUAAUCGUUCCAGCAACAAGCUGCAGAAGGGGCCGUCUGUGGACGUUGCUAGUGUUCAGCCCCCCUGUGAUUGGGCUGUUCCUCAGUCCUCCAGGCUGAAGUACAGACAGCUUUUUAACUCCCAUGAUAAGAUGAUGAGUGGACACCUCACAGGUCCUCAGGCGCGCACUAUCCUGAUGCAGUCCAGUCUUCCUCAGGGCCAGCUGGCCACCAUAUGGAGUCUCUCAGACAUCGACCAGGAUGGAAAGCUGACGGCUGAGGAGUUUAUUUUAGCCAUGCACCUCAUAGAUAUGGCCAUGUCAGGGUUACCGUUACCACCUGUGUUACCACCAGAUUACCUCCCACCCACAUUCAGGCGCGUGCGGAGUGACAGUGUUCAGUCGGAUCAGAAGAGCGUCCAGGAGGAGCCGGAGGAGGAGCCGGAGAGCAGCAAGACACUUCCAGUGACGUUUGAGGAUAAGAAGAGGGAGAACUUUGAGCGCGGGAACCUGGAGCUGGAGAAGAGGCGUCAGGCUCUGCAGGAGCAGCAGAGGAAGGAGCAGGAGAGGCUGGCUGCUCUGGAGAGGGAGGAGCAGGACAGGAAGGAGCGCGAGCGUCUGGAGCAGGAGAGGCGGCGACAACACGAACUGGAAAAACAGCUGGAGCGACAGAGAGAGCUGGAGAGGCAGAGGGAGGAGGAGAGGCGCAAGGAGAUCGAGAGGAGAGAGGCUGCCAAGCGUGAGUUGGAGCGGCAGCGUCAGUUGGAGUGGGAGCGUCAGCGUCGCCAGGAGCUCCUGACUCAGAGGAACCGCGAGCAGGAGAGCAUCGUGCUGCUCAAAGCCAGGAAGAAAACUCUUGAGUUCGAACUGGAGGCAUUGAACGAUAAGAAGUCCCAGCUGGAGGGCAAACUGAAGGACGUUCGGUUCCGUCUGUCGGCUCAGCGGAGGGAGGUGGAGCAGACCAAUCAGACGAGGGAAACGCGCAUCGCUGAGAUCACUCUGCUACAACAGCAGCUGCAGGACUCCCAGCAGUGGUUGGGGAGGUUAAUCCCCGAUAAGCAGUGUCUCAACGACCAGCUGAAGCAGGUGCAACAGAACAGUUUGCAUCGUGACAGCCUGUCGUCGCUGCAGAAGGCGGUGGAGCAGAAGGAGAGCAGCAGACAGCAGCUCAGAGAACAGCUGGAUGCUGUGGAGAGAGAGACCCGGGCCAAGCUGCUGGAAAUAGACGCUUUCAACACCCAGCUGAAGGAGCUGAGGGAGAUCCACAGCCGGCAGCAAAGGCAGAAACAGAGGGAUCUGGAUGGGGACACACACUCACUGACGCACACACACCCUCACUUACACACACCCAACGAGAGGAAGUCUGCCGAACUGCAGGAUGGCAGGUUGUCAGCAGAGGAGGGUUUGUCCUGGAGAGAAGACGCAGGAAGUUCUGCGUCCAACGAUCCCACGCCCCCUGCCGUCUCUGCACCCCACGCCUGGCUCAACAGAGUCACUCUCGAAGAGGAGGAGAGGAAGAGGAGAGGGAUGAUGGAGGAGGAAGAGGAUGAGGAGCAGGAUCUGAAGGGAGCAGCAGGGUCUUCGGAGGAGAAGGAGGACGAGGGGAGAGGGAAGAAGGACAUGCACGAGAAACUGAGCAAGCUGUUCAGCCAGCCGGGAGAUCCCUGGGGCUCAUCGGUGGAGAAGGGUCCGGUGCCCAACCUGUUCGAGCAGAAGACUCCGGUCAGCAGCUUCGACCAGCAGCCGUCGGUGAAGGUGGUUUACUACAGAGCUCUGUAUCCGUUUGACGCUCGCAGCCAUGAUGAGAUCAGCAUCGCUCCGGGAGAUGUGAUCAUGGUCGAUGAAUCUCAGACGGGUGAACCUGGUUGGCUGGGAGGAGAGCUCAGGGGCCGCACCGGUUGGUUUCCCGCCAAUUACGCUGAACGGAUACCGGACAGUGAAGCGCCAAUCACCCUGCGAUCAACCGCCUCAGCCCCGCCCACUUCAGCCCAGCAGCCAAUGAGCACGCCUCCUCCCGCACCGGGACACGCCUCCUCCUCCACGUCCUCCGCCAACAGUAACUGGGCCGACUUCAGCACCACUUGGCCCUCUAACACAGCCAGCCAAUCAGAAAGUGAGGGCUGGGACGCAUGGCCCACCUCUACGACCAAUCAGAAUCCUUCCCUCAGUGUUCCAUCGGCGCAGCUACGGCAACGCUCCGCCUUCACACCCGCUACCUUGACGACGGGCUCCUCUCCUUCUCCUGUGCUGGGCCAGGGGGAGAAGGUGGAGGGUCUUCAGGCUCAGGCUUUGUAUCCCUGGAGGGCGAAGAAGGACAACCACCUUAACUUCAACAAAAAUGAGAUCAUUACGGUGCUGGAGCAGCAGGACAUGUGGUGGUUAGGUGAACUGCAGACCGGACAGAGAGGCUGGUUCCCCAAAAGUUACGUCAAGCUCAUCUCCGCCAACAUGACGCCCCCCCCUGGUGCCAUCGCACGCAGCAAAAACCCCAGUGAAUCAGGAGUAUCGGAAAGCCCCCCCAAUGGAAAGCGCCCCUCCCCUUCGCCAACAAAACCCUCCGAGUCUGGAGAAGAAUAUGUGGCCAUGUACACGUACGAGAGCAGCGAACAGGGAGACCUGAGCUUUCAACAGGGAGAUGUCGUCAUGGUGACCAGGAAAGAAGGUGAUUGGUGGACGGGGAUGGUCGGGGGAAAGAUUGGAGUCUUUCCGUCAAAUUAUGUGAAACCGCGCGACUCGGCGUUAGAGCCUUUGGGACCAGGAGGGAAGACGGGCAGCCUGGGAAAGAAACCAGAGAUCGCUCAGGUGAUCGCCCCCUACAGCGCCACAGGAGCAGAGCAGCUGACGUUAGCGCCGGGUCAGCUCAUCCUCAUCAGGAAAAAGAACCCGGGGGGCUGGUGGGAGGGUGAGCUGCAGGCCCGGGGGAAGAAGCGGCAGAUUGGUUGGUUUCCGGCCAAUUACGUGAAGCUGCUGAGUCCCAGUACCAGCAAGACGACACCCACAGAGCCCACCCCCCCUAAACUGGCUCCGGCCAGCACAGGUACUCACACAGCUGUGUGUCAGGUGAUCGGGAUGUACGACUACGUGGCGCAGAACGACGACGAGCUGGCCUUCCUCAAGGGUCAGGUGAUCACCGUGCUCAACAAGGACGACUGUGAUUGGUGGAAAGGGGAGCUAAACGGGAGGGAGGGGCUGUUUCCUAGCAACUACGUCAAACUCACCACGGAUACCGACCCCAGCACGCAGUGGUGCGCUGACCUCCACCUGCUGGACAUGCUGAGCCCGAUGGAGAGGAAGAGGCAGGGGUACAUCCACGAGCUCAUCGUCACCGAGGAGAACUACGCCAACGACCUGCAGCUCGUCACAGAGAUCUUCCACAAACCUCUGCUGGAGUGCGAGCUGCUGACGGAGAAGGAGGUGGCGAUGAUCUUCGUCAACUGGAAGGAGCUCAUCAUGUGCAACAUCAAGCUGCUCAAGGCUCUGAGGGUGAGGAAGAAGAUGUCAGGUGACCGGAUGCCGGUGAAGAUGAUUGGUGACAUCCUGACCAAUCAGCUGCCUCACAUGCAGCCAUACAUCAGAUUCUGCUCGUGUCAGCUGAACGGAGCCACGCUGAUUCAGCAGAAAACAGACGACAACCCUGAGAUCAAAGACUUCCUGAAGAGAUUAGCGAUGGAUCCGCGCUGUAAAGGGAUGCCUCUCUCGAGCUUCCUGCUCAAACCCAUGCAGAGAGUCACCCGCUACCCUCUCAUCAUCAAGAACAUUAUAGAAAACACUCCAGAGUCUCAUCCCGACAACAGCCACCUGAAAGCUGCUCUGGAGAAAGCUGAGGAACUGUGCUCGCAGGUGAACGAGGGCGUCAGGGAGAAGGAGAACUCCGAUCGUCUGGAGUGGAUUCAGGCUCACGUCCAGUGUGAAGGCCUGUCGGAGCAGCUGGUGUUUAACUCGGUCACAAACUGUUUGGGUCCGAGGAAGUUCCUCCACAGCGGGAAGCUGUUCAAAGCAAAGAGCAGCAAGGAGCUGUACGGCUUCCUGUUCAAUGACUUCCUGCUGCUCACACAGGUGACCAAACCUCUGGGCUGGUCUGGUUCAGACAAAGUGUUCUCCUCGAAAACACACCUGCAGUACCGCAUGUACAAGACGCCGAUCUUCCUGAAUGAGGUGUUGGUGAAGCUGCCCACAGACCCGUCCGGAGACGAGCCGCUGUUCCACAUCUCUCACAUCGACAGGGUCUACACACUGCGAGCCGAGAGCAUCAACGAGAGGACGGCGUGGGUUCAGAAGAUUAAAGCCGCUUCAGAGCUCUUCAUCGAGACGGAGAAGAAGAAGAGAGAGAAAGCGUAUCUAGUGCGCUCUCAGAGGGCGACAGGAAUCGGCCGACUGAUGGUCAACAUCGUGGAGGGCAUCGAACUGAAACCCUGUCGCUCACAUGGAAAGAGUAACCCAUACUGUGAGGUAACCAUGGGUUCACAGUGCCAUAUCACAAAAACAUUACAGGACACAUUGAAUCCGAAGUGGAACUCCAAUUGUCAGUUUUUUAUAAAGGACCUGGAGCAGGACGUCCUGUGUGUCACUGUGUUCGAACGAGACCAGUUUUCUCCUGACGACUUCCUGGGCAGGACAGAGAUCCGAUUGGCGGAAAUAAAGAAGGACCAGGGCUCUAAAGGACCAAUCACGAAGCGGUUGCUGCUCCACGAGGUUCCUACAGGAGAGAUUGUGGUCAGGCUCGACCUCCAGCUGUUUGAAGAACCGUAAAAAUAAUAUUAAAAACCUGGACAGGAUCAGACUGGACUGGAUUGGACCGGAUGAAACCACACUGAUAAAAUGUGGAGCUGGAUUAGACUGGACUGGAAUAUUUAUAUUAGUUUGUUUUACUUAAUUUCUUUUAGAGCUUACAUGAUGUUUAUAAUAGUUGUGCAUAUCAGUCACUUUUUUGGGGUCAUUUGGUUAAUUUGGGGAUUUACACCACCAUUAUACAAUAUUAACAUUGGUCAUAUAGUGCUACUCAAUGUUGCAACCCUGUUUUGUGUCAAAAUUGAGUUGUAACCCCCAUUAUUUUAGUGUAUUUUAUGCUCAAUUUGUGCAAUUUACUAAUAUUACAAAUUAAAUGACCAGAAAGUGACUGACGGACCGAUACUCUGGGCUGGUUGGUGUCUUCAAACCAGAAAACAAGGCAUAGCAAUACAGAAAUACAUCUGUAAAGACAUUCUCAACUAGCCUCAAUGUCAUUUAGCCGCAAAAGAUGAAAACUGGAGUGGCAUUAGUCGUCUAAAUGUACGUGCUAGUCAUUUGAAACAAUGCUUUAUCCUGAAGGCAGACAGCGCAGUGUGCAAAUGUUCCUCUUUUUAAAUACACAUUUUUAUGUAGUUUGCGCAAAGUCAAACGUCACAAAUAACUACAUAUCAGCUUUCUGAGAUUAACGUGUGAUGCAAUUUUAGGUCUUUUGCUAAGUUUGAAUUUAUCAGGUCUUAAAAAUGUGUUGCUGGUUAGAGAUCGUACCAGUUGUACAGGCCAGAACCAAAUGGGAGAUUUUAAAAGGCAGCUCUUAUAUUGCUCUCCACUGAGUCAUUUUGUGUAUUUCCAGUCCAGUCUACGUCUGCCCUCCUAUGUUUUAGUGUCUACUCCGAUGAAUCCAGUCCAGUCCUCGAUAUCACCCGGGUUUUUCCUCCUCCUCUGCUUCAGCCUCACAGACACUCCAGUGACAAUCCCAGCUCUCCUUCUACUCCCUUAAAAAACAAACCGUGUGUGUGUGUGUGUGUGUGUGUGUGUGUGUGUGUGUGUGUGUGUGUGUGUGUGUGUGUGUGUGUGUGUGUGUGUGUGUGUGUGUGUGUGUGUGUGUGUGUGUGUGUGUGUGUGAACGACUGUAUGAGUGUUGAUGUGCGGACAGGCUAAUUAUAGGUACGAUUCAGUGUACAUUUUUAUUUUGUUUUCUAACUUCAGAGUCUUAAGUGAAACUCCUCUUUCUGCUGGGAGUGAAUGCAUGUAAAGGGACUUUAAUUGGAAUUUUUGGCGCUUUCAUUGACACUUGUCGUGUCGGAAAUGCUAAUAUGUACAGAUCUAAUGUGAAACGAUGCUAAUAAGCUGAAAAAAAUGAAGUAAAGUGUCCCUUUAUCAUGUUUCAAAUAUAAUAUAAUAUGCUGGAACACACAGGGAACAGGUGACAGCUAAUAUACAUUAAGGUACGGUAAAGAAAGAUGUCUUAAAAGCUGUUGUUAAAGUGGCUGUCACUAUAUAUGCAGGGGAACUCUGAACAUGCAAGGUAGUACUGACCUUUUUCUUAUAGUAGACAUCCUUUUAGACCAUUACCACACUCCAACCCUGAGGAAGAUACUGUAUGUGUAAAUUACAAAGUUACUGUGUUGGCACUCCCAGCACUUUUAAAACGCACACACUGUCACUGGUAUUAGAGCAGAGCAGGACUCAAUGUUGCAUAGCGGCCAAUUUGAAUAGUCAAAGUAGAAAUUUGCUAAUAUUGAACGUAAAGCAUAAUGCAUAAAUGUUUGUUUUGUUUCUUAUAAUUGAUCAUUUAUUGUCAAAAAGUACUGGAAUUUAAAGGAAAUGUAAAUCAAACAACAGGAAUUACCGUUUGGGACUACUUUCCGUGGCGGAUGAAUCCACAUUUAGCUCGCUUGUAAAUAUUAGGUAGAAAUUGGAGCUUCUAUGGAACAGAUAAAGAUAGUACUUAUAAAGAAAGUAUAGAAUAGCAUCUGCCCCAUCCUCUUAAGGCAAUUUAUUAAAUAAAACUGCAGAUUAUUUACCAGUUUUGAGAAUAAAUGCUGUGGUGGCUGCUUAACAUGUGCACGAACAUUGGCUAGCUAGUAAGCUAAAGGCUAUGGUAUCUCAUUUCAGCUCCAAAUAUUCAUGUUUAUUCAAAUAUUUAUAAAACUAAUUCCUUUAAAUAACUUGUAGUUGCGUCCUACAAGAUGUUUGUGUGUUUGUUUUUAUUUAAUUAAUGUGAAAACUACUGAAAUUAAGAGAAAGGGUUUAGCAUGGAACCCGGUACAUUUUGGAGCAAACCAUAAUCACGGGGGUGGUCACAGAUUAUAUUUGAUUUAUUUAUCAGUGGGUGGAUAUGGCAUUUGGCCUUGAUGGACGCCUGAGUUCUUUGAGUACCAUUGUAAUUUUUUAUUUGUUUAUACAAUUGAGUAUUUAAAACAAAUAUUAAGUGUUUGUAUAGUUUUUUUAAAUGUUGUUUACUACUGAUGCCUUCACAUGGGGUUGUGUUGGUUUGUUCUGGAAAACGUGCCAAUUUGUCCAGUUUUGUUUACAUAAAAUAGAAACAACAAAUCACUAAUUUGGAAAGUAAGGCAUCAAUUGCAUUCAAUCACUUAAUUUCCUUUGUUUGAAAACACUCAAACACACACGUUUCUCUGAAUGCAGCAUCAUUUCUUCCUAUGAGUAUUCAAAGUGGCCGCUGCAUUAGCCAGUUGGACAGGUAACGUUGCUGUAGAUAUGUUAGCUAGUGAGCUAAUUGGCUGCUUUUUAAUUCAAUGCCACGGUUACUGAAUUCCCACUGAGACAACCUAUAGUUACCUGAGUGACCAGCCACUGUCCAAUCAGAAGUCAGCUUGACCUGAGGAAGGUGUGAUCGAAUGAUUGUGUUUCCCCUGAAGAUGCAUUUGUCUUAAACCCCUCCUCCUCUUCUUCCUCUCCACACUGUUCUGAAACUGAUCCAGUUUGAACCCGUUCUAACUGUCCACCUACCAGGUUGUGUAUAAUACUACUGCUAUCUGAGAGUUAAUAUAUGAGCGCUACAGGGGGCCAUAGAGACAGCCUGCUGUUAAUUAUCACUGUAGAAGAAGAGAUGUACGUUGUUGUCUUUAAUGUUCAGAAUAAAAUUCAGUUGGACCAAGA
Eleginops maclovinus (Patagonian blennie) is the source of this 8551-nucleotide messenger RNA. It is a transcript of the gene itsn1, whose product is annotated as intersectin 1 (SH3 domain protein). The record is from RefSeq and is a predicted model, not a curated record. Gene Ontology annotation, molecular function: calcium ion binding; guanyl-nucleotide exchange factor activity; protein binding. Bases 188 to 5452 code for a protein of 1754 amino acids. Lineage: Eukaryota; Metazoa; Chordata; Actinopteri; Perciformes; Eleginopidae. The transcript is spliced from 45 exons. Gene Ontology annotation, biological process: positive regulation of Rho protein signal transduction; intracellular signal transduction.